Molecule: messenger RNA, 1063 nt
Organism: Prosopis cineraria
Lineage: Eukaryota; Viridiplantae; Streptophyta; Magnoliopsida; Fabales; Fabaceae
Product: wall-associated receptor kinase-like 20
Exons: 1
Coding region: 195-818 (207 amino acids)
Molecular function (GO): polysaccharide binding
Source: RefSeq, a predicted model, not a curated record
UAAGUCAAAACCUGGGAAUGACUUUCAAGUUCUUGGUGGUCUAAGAAACAAGUUGAAGACAUCCCACAGGAUAACCUCUUCAUUUUUAGGUACAAGCUAACUUAAAGUGAGUAGCUUUUUGGUGUAUAAAAGGGGCAAGCUCAUGCAAUUCUCAAUGCGAAACCGAUAAUCUCACUCUUUCCAUCCCCUUGAACAUGAAGAUGGUUCUCAUUUUAAUAAUUCUACUCGGUCUGCUAAACAAUGCCUCAGCACUCAUGAGUGCUUGUCCUGACUGUGGUGGCCUUCAAGUUCCAUACCCACUGAGCACUAAUGAGGAGUGUGGAGAUUCUAGGUAUAGAGUAUACUGCAACAAUGGAAGUCUAGAGUUCUUAUCAGCCACGGGGGUUUACUAUAAGAUUCUGAGAAUUGACCCAAGUGCUUGUAAGCUGGUGAUUAAGCCACCGGUAAUUCUGAAGGACACGUGUUGCACUUCUGAUCUGCGUGAAGGGGGUCUAUUGCUUGAUGAGAAGUUGCCAUUUAAUAUUUCCACUCAAAACGUUGUGAUGCUGUUUAACUGCUCUGAUAACAUACUCCAGUCUCCUCUGAAUUGUUCCUUGAACAGCAUCUGUAGGGAGUUUGAGCAGAAGGUGAAGGAGGGAAGAGGAUGCAUGGAUACACUUUGCUGUCAUUACUUGAAAGAUUCAGCCAUGACGUCUCAUAGAAUUAGAGUCAGGCUUGGAGGCUGCACUGCUUACACUUCUGUGGUGGAUUCUGAGCCUCAUGACUCUGUUGCUUCCUGGAAUUAUGGCAUUGAGCUUCAGUGGCUGCCUCCUAAUUAACUGGCCUCCAUCCUGACUUACUGUUUGUCAAAACUGUUGUUUCUUUGUUUCAUUCCCAUGCAUGUUCCUUGGCUUUAUUUUAGUCUUGGUUUUCUUAUAGUUGGUGUUUGAAUAAACAUAAACUUUCUAGUACUUAUUGUACCAGCAGUGCAACGGCUAAUGUUGGAAGAAUCGAAUACUAAACAUGGUCAAAAGGAUGCCGACCUUUCUGAGUCUUUCCUAUUUUUAUUGCUACAUUUCUUCAU